Molecule: messenger RNA, 7629 nt
Organism: Lymnaea stagnalis (great pond snail)
Lineage: Eukaryota; Metazoa; Mollusca; Gastropoda; Lymnaeidae
Source: the annotation of a GenBank genome assembly
AAGCAUCAACGCGUAAUAUGAACGAAGUGACUGUUCGUACCCGGAUACCAGAGGUGAGAAGUUGGGAUUAAAAAACUAUUUAAAAUAAUAUUGUUGGGUUUGUAAGACAAAAUGAGGAAUGAAAUGAAAGAUAAUUGAAUUUAGGCAUGCCCCCCCCCCCCUCCCCAUCAUAAGAAUCUAACUAAUAACCCAAUUUCAAGAAAUCAAACGAACUGAUCCUUUAUGUCAGCGUUAAACUAUUUCUUCGUCGAAAAAGGUUCAAACUGAAUCUGAUUCAUCAGGAGCAGACUUAUUAAGAAGAUAGACGACAAACGAUCCGAUUACCUAUUUAGGUAAGAUCAUUCAUGAAAGUAACAUUGACGUAAAACUAUUUUUUGUGUUGUUUACAUUUUAAAGGCGAAGUUAAUUUAGAAGCCAACUAUUUUUCUGGCACCAACUGUUUUCUUUUCAAUGAAAACAUGUAGGCCCAUAGUCUAUAGUAUUUAAAUUUCGUUUAAGUUUAGGCUAGGAGUCUAGAAAGAAAAGCCUAAUUUUUUUAUUCCGUCAUUUUAUUUUAAUACUCAUACAACUAAUUAUAAUAUAGAAUGUAGUACUAUAUUCUGUGUCGUAAGUGUACACUGUACUGUACUGUAAAUACUAAUUAAUGGCUCGUUUCAAACACAAUGGCCUCAAUCAAAAAUCAAUGGUGUCAGUCAAUCAAAAUCAAUGACAAUGGCCAAUGGUGUGUACGAUUUCUUUCUCCACUAUAGUUUAGACGGUUAAGUUAAGUUUAUUUUAAAUUUUCUCUAUCUACUUGGUACCAACUGAUAAAAAUCAUUAACUGUCUCUAGUUAGUUUGUAGUUAGGGCUACCUUAAUUAUUAUUAAGUAGGCCUAUUGCCUAUACCAGCCCACCGUUAAUUAGGCCUAGAACACUACUCUAGUUAGGGGCCGUCCAUAAAGUAUGUCACGCCCACGUUAUUUUUUACCAUUUUUACCCCCCCCCCCAUGUCACAAACUGUCACAAAUCUCCCCCCAAUGUACAUCACAAUUUCGAACACAUUUUUUUUUAACUAAUUGAAAUUUAAUCUAAAACACACUUCACUAUUAAACUGUAUUAAAAUAUAAAAUUUCCACUUAAAAGAACUAUCACAUUAUUAAAAUGACUUUAAUAGUAGAAUAGUUAAUUGUCAAAAGUUGUCACUGUCAUUCAUUGAAGCAGUAACUCAAUCUAGAUUGAAUUUGAAAACAAAUAUUGCAAAAAUUAGACUAGACAAUUAUAUAAUACACAUCAUCUAUCAAUCUAUCUGCUGCUUUUUCAUUUACAAAAGUUGAGGUCAAGUUUUACAUAAUCUUCCGAUUAUACAAUCUUUUUACACAGGAUUAGAAGUAGAUUAGCGAAACUUGACCUAACCCAGUGAUUAAAUAAUAAAAAGGACAGUGUCAUAAUUAUGCAGCUGACAACAUAGAAAUAAUAAUACUUCAGGAAUGACGAAAGCAAGGCUAUACAUAAAACAAGGCUUCGCAACAGCAUACUAGCGUUCUUAGUGAGAUGAAUCGUGAACAACACAUUUAGGAGAUAGGCAUUUCAUGCUAUUUUGACAUAAAACUAUUUUGAAUGUUUCACAAAAUUUUUGAAAAUUAUUUUUAAAGCUAUUAAAUUCUACUACAAAAAUAAAAAAUAAAUUAGAAAUGAAAUUUUUAAAAAUUUAUGUGUGAUGUCACACAUGGCCUGACCCCCCUCCCCCUGUCACAAACUGUAACACUUUCUUACACCCCCUCCCCUUCUCUGGAGCGUGACAUACUUUAUGGACGGUCCCUUUGGUCAUAUUUCCCGGUUGGACCAGACUGGGAUGGUCUAGAAAAUUUGAAUUUUAUAGGCGUCAGUCAGCUUUGAAAGUCAGUCCCUGUUUCAGUCUUAGUUUUUUAGAAAUUUAUUUGUUAUAUUAUUUCUAUUUAUUUUAGGUAGUUAAGGUAGUUUUAUAACAUUUUAAAUAUCAGAAUUUUGUAAGCCAAUGACAAUAUUAUGUAUCAAAUUCCAUUUUGGAUGAUUGAUGUAGUCUAAUGUAGUGUAAAUCUAACAAAUGAGGCCUGAGCAAAAUGUUCUGUCUCAAGUCUACAAUCUAUGAGUAUUACCCCCCUCCCCCACUGCCUCCCUUUCCCAUGAGAAGAGAUUAAAAGUAUGUGAGAAGUUACAAUCAGUAAUUUUAUUGACUGUAAUAAAUUCCCCCUAGGUCUAAGCCUAAGGGGCCAUCUAUUAAUGUCUUACUAAUACAUCUUGUAGGUAGGGGUGGUCAUGAAUCUGUGAAAUGUUUUAUGAGGGUGUCUAAAUUAUGGAACAAAUUUGUGAUGAUUGGGAAGAGUGGUAAAAAAAAAUGCUCUACAACUGUCUAACAUUGUGAUGUCAGUUAUGGAUGGACCCUAACUGAGCUGUUUAGAGAUUUUGGACAUAAAGAAAAAUUUAAAUGGCUACCAUUUGAGGCGAAAGAGCCCCAGUUUGCUCUUUUGUUUAUGUUAAUUUUUAAAAUCAUCUACUGAAUAAUUAUUAUUUACUGAAUAGUAAGCAAAAUAAAAAAUGUGCAAUGAAAUCACUAAAUAAUAUACAAUUAUUUCUUAUUUUCAAAAAAAUGAUAAUAUAGUUAUGAAUUGGCCAAAUUUGUCUCCAGUCCCAUAACCAAUAAAUUUAGACCAAGUCCACCACUGAUUAAAAGUAUUUUUUAACUUAAUGUAUUAUAAUUCUAAGUAUGUGCUUUUAUGUUCCCUAUAUCAUAAUUCUGCACUUAUAUAGGAAGUUUCUGGAAAUAUUUAUUAGUUAUCUUUAAAUUUAGUUACAAUUUUUACUUUAAUUUCAGCAUUUUUUUUUUAAGUUAUUGCUAUGAAAUAUGUUAUAUGAGUCUGUCCCAACAUAUUUUUUAAUUGAUUUUUUCCAUAUUUUUCAUCCUCUAAAAUUUAUUUGUUUCAUAAGCAUGCGAACUGUUGUAAUAUUGGUGUAUCCAUCCCAGUAUGAAAAUACAGAUAUCACAAUAAACCUUCAAUUAUUUGGCAAUUACAUCACUGUCAAAAUUAAAACUUUCUUUUUAUUUAAAAGAAUCAGUGUGAUUAAAAUUAAAAAAGAAAAUAUUUUUUUUUCUUAUUUGUCAUGAAGCAGCACUGUUUUAAGUCAUCAUUUUCAUAUAACUAAACUAACAUUGGAUUUUUUUUUUACUUUAUCAAAACAAUUUAUAAAAUUAUAAUAAUUUGUAUUUGUGACAAGCAAUGGAUUUGAACAAUACAUUCUGUCUGCUCAUUAGCACAAAUCCGUAACCUUACCAGGGCAGGGAUAUGGGCAGGGAUAUGCAAGAUUUUACCAUCUUUUAUAAAGUUCUUUUUUUAGUUUGUUACAUUGUAUUGUAUUUUUUUAAAAUUCUACAUGCAAACGGAGGGCAUUCCAACUUUUUUUUCAUACAGCCCUUUUUUCAUACAGCCCUUUUUUCAUACAGCCCUUUUUUCAUACAGCCCUUUUUUUGUCAUGCAGAACUUUUUAAGGCCAUAUAAACUAUGUCACAGUGCAGCACAAAUAUUGAACUCAGGAGAUUAUUAGGUUUGCAAACAAAGGGUAGCAUAAUAAAUGUUCUCUUUCCUUCAGCUAAAUGAUAGUAAAAUGAUAAUAUCACUUGUGAGUGUUACUUGUCUGUGUAUGAAAAGAUUGUUGACUAUUCCUCAUUUUAGGUUUUCCUCAUAAGAAAUUAGUCUUACGAACACGAUUUGAUCUGUUUCCAAAUGAAAUAAAUUUUGUCUUUUGUCAUCCUUACUCAAGAAAUUCCCUCAUGGUUUAGUUCAGGGGGUCCUCAGACUAUUGGUAUUCUGUACCAAUUUGAUACUGGUAGUAACCAAUAAUUCAUGUAACACAUCCGCUAAUUUUGCAAUGCACAUAUUUUUUUUUAAUCACUAUAUUCCACUUUAUACAACAUAAUGUAUCACCAGGGACUCUCGAACCAUAGUUUGAGAAAUGCUGCUCUAGUUAAUAAUUGAGUAUUAUGGUCUAGUUAAGACAACAUUCACUAUAUACUGUGGUCUAGCUAAGACAACAUAGGUUGGGUAAUGUAGUCUGGUUAAAAAAAAAAAUUAGUUGUUCAGUAAAGACUAGUUAAUAAAGCUAUCAUUUAAUUAACUAGCUUAGUGUAAUAAACAAAGGGGAUAAUAAUCAUGUUUUAAAUAUAAUUUCAGCUUAUUAUCUAUUUGUUUAAAAUUAUUGUUACACAUGUGAUUUCAUUUUUUUAAAUGAACAUGGGAUAUAAUUUGUGAGCCUAUCAUCAGCUGUUAAUAGGCUAAUCUGUUUGGUAAAAUGCAGUGAUGAUAAAUACUCUGUAUAAUUAAAAGAAUGAUUUAUUAAAAUUUAUUUGUACAUAUGUGUGUCUCUUUUAUACACUGCAAACAGAAAAACAAACAUUUCUAGAAUUUUAAGAUUUUUAAUAAAGAUUCGCUUCUAAGAAUUUGAAUUUUUUAGUAAAGUGUUUCCCAGCUAUAACUUGUGUAGUAAUUAUUAAAUUAGUGAUCAACAGUUGAGGUCAUGGGCAUUUGUGGGAGACUGGUCUCAUUGUCACGCAUUCCUGUCCUCGGAAAAGGACGGAACCUUUUGCUUAAACCGGCCAGUCAGAGGAAUAAAUGCGACCGUAAGUUGAGAGAAAGACCAGAACACAUAGUGUUGCGGGUCAAACAGGAGUGAAUCUAGUGCAUGACAAAUUGUUUCAUUUCUAAUCCAGUAAUUCAAGGUGUGCUCUGUGCUCUCACUAGUAGCCUGUUCCAAAAAUAAUGAUUUCUAACGAUGUGACCUAGGCAGAAUUGUGUGGCUAGAUUGUCUUAGUGUUGAUGGUUUUUGUCUCUGAGCUUCCUCUGGUCACCUGGUUAUACUCAAGUGAUAAGUACUUUUUGUUACCGGUACUCUAUUGUUCCUUAUCAAUUUGAUAACUUAUUGCAAAUGUAUCACUUGAUUACUGUGUUUCUACUUGCCAUUUUAAUUGAAAAAUAAUUCAUCAAUUCCUCCCUCUCCCCAACCCUAAUAAGUCGUAAGUCCUCUAUUUUAUUUGUGUUAAAUUAUUGGGUGAAAUAUGUAGAUAAAGGAAAACUAUUUUUAAAAUUAAACUGUAUAUUUUUUUUUAAAUUGGGUAGUAUUAAAUUAUGUUAAUUGAGGAAGAUAUAAGAUAUUUACACUAACAGCAUCCUACCUCUUGGGACACACAGCAUGUUUUCAUUGUUAAUAUUCUGUUUUAAAAAAAAAAAAAUUUUAAAUGAAUAAACAUUAAUAAGUACUGUAAAAGAGAACCAAAAAAAUCUUAUUUUGAUUUUGUGGCUGAAACAGGAAAUGUCCCAUUUCAUGAUAAUGACUUUGUGGUCAUUGUAGAUGGACAUUUUUCUCACCAUUGAUUGAGUGCAGAGCUGUCGGUGACUCUUAGAUGAGGCCCCUUGCAAUGUUGUGCACCCUAAAAAACUUCCACUUUGCAACUUAAGGCCCCUUAAAUAUCUGAGGCCCCUUCGGCUGCAAAGGUUGCAGGGCUCUCACAACAGCUCAAAUUGAUUAUAUUUUUUUUCAUGCUCCUCUUCUUUUCAGACAACUGUAUAUUUGCCUCUUAUAUUCAGAUAACUGUGCAUUUGCCUCUUAUAUUCAGACAACUGUGCAUUUGCUUCAUAUAUCCCUUGGCUAUUUUUCUAUUUGAAAGAGAAAAUCAUGUUUUAAAAGUUGACUAAACAGAUAGUUUAUGACAUUUAACUGUAGCACAGGAACUUAACAUGUUCAAAAGCAAUAUUGUAGUUGUGCAAUUUUAACUCACAGACCUAACUGGUACCUCUUAUUUUCUUAUAGUUUAUUGCAAUACUGACAUACCCUGCAUUUUUUCUUGAGGGUUUCCCAGUGUUGACUUUUUGGCAUGCUAAGUUGAUUAAUAAAUUGAAAAGCCUCUUGAGAUUCCAUGUGGCAUGUCAGUGGUAGGUAGCCAUGAUAGCUGGACAGGCACUGUGUUGCCAUCUGAUUAAGUUAUGUUGUAGCUAUAUGUGAAAGCUUCAAACUGCUGUGUUACAUAUGCUGUGCAAGAGUUAUGGUUUUGCAUUGAUCUGAAGACUUCAUGAAGUUUUUUUUGCUGUGGUUUGAUGACUUUAUUCCUAGGACAAAGAAGCUUUACUCUAACCGACCAAUGAUAUUACCCCUGCUCCUUUGUCUUCAGGCAUGGCGGAUGUUCACCUGGUCUUCUCGUAUGGAACCCUCAAGUCAGGUGAACCCAACUUUGCUGUCAUGAACAAUCCAAAGACGGGGAAGUCAACAUUUGUUGGUGUCGGAGAAACUGUCAAACGUUACCCGUUGGUGGUUGCAUCACAGUAUGCGGUUCCAUUUCUGCUGCUGGUUGAAGGAAAAGGGGAGGUAAGUCUUAUCAAGCUUAGAAGAAGAAAAUGUACAUAUUUCCAAGCGUAUGUGGGCUGUUUCCAAACACUAGGAUACAUUUUUGCCAAUUUAGUUAGUACGGUUAAUAUUGUCCUAGUUAAGUUUUCCAAAUGUAAGUUGUCCGAUGGCUCUGCUACAAUUUGUUUUCCCUGAAAAUUUGUCACAAUACGUUCAUGAAGUUCUCUUUUCAUCGAGGCUGAUGAGCUGUCACAAUGUUCUGUUGCAUUUAUAAUAGUCUCUGCUAACAAUGAGACAAUGUUUUUGUAAUCUUAUCAGGGAAUCUCAAGUUGAGAUACUUAGGUCUAAAGUCCUGAAAUCGCAAAAUAAUUUUAUAAUCAUCAAUGUAUUUUCAUAUCAGAAAAAAUACAUAAGUUUUGACAUGACUUGAGAAUUAUUGAGCCCAAUUUGCAUGCAAUGACCCAUUAUAAAUGUCAUCUCACUGCAGAAUGUCCAAGGGGAGAUUUAUGAGGUUGAUGAUUCCAAGCUCGCCUCCCUUGAUGAACUUGAAUGUCAUCCAGAUUUCUACCACAGGGAAAUAACCCAAAUAGCCAUGCAUGAGGACAACAAGGGCAACAAGCUGAAUCCACCCGAGAUCAGGGAAUGCUGGGUCUAUUUCCUGCCCCGCUACAAACCGGAGAUGAUUGAUCUCCCCUACUUGAAAAAUUACACCUCCAUCUCAAAAGAUCACCCACCCUAUGUAGAAAGGUACAAACGAGAAGGACCUUUGCAAGAAUUAAUUUUACCUUGAAUCUGUUUUUAGUUAUGCACACCUACCACUACAAGAUUUAGUAGACAGUUAUUCCUAUGGUAGCCUUGCUGUUACUUGUAUACAACAUGUCACCCUACUUGAAUGUAUAUCCGUCCAGGGUUUGAUCAUGCAGACAUAUCACAGAUUAUGGAUCGCUGGGUUUAUGUUAUUCUUACAGCAUGUCUCUUCCAAGAGAGGCAUCUUCUAUUGUCAUGUACAUUAAAUAAAGCCCACAAAAACUCAUGGAUUAUAUGUUGUAUUCUUUUGUGCUGCUUUCUGUAGUCUUUCUUUGGGAUAAUUAAUGCAGCCAUUUAUGACGAAAUGAUAAGAUACUGUGACGUGCAUGCCCAUGGUGUGGUUAACGAAAUUAUAAGAUACAGUGAAGUGCAUGCCGAUGGCAUGGUUAACAAAUUUUACUAUGAACUAACAACAAUUUUUGCACAAAGAUUAACUGGCAUGUGGGCAUGAGGAAGCCCAUGACUUGCGUCGAC